UUUACCAAAACAACGUGUUGUUAUUAAAUUAAGUUAUGGUUUUGAUAUCUGAUGCUUUUGGCUUGGAUGUUUCCAAUAAUGGCAUAUUGGUUGGCCAUGGAGAUCAAGCGGUGUUAUACAGCUCAACAACAAAAGCUGAACUGCCGGUUUGCCUGCGUGAAGGAAACGUCCGAGGGUUUGCGUGGAGUUCUUUAGGUCAAUCCAAAAGAUUAUUAUUGCUGUUUAGCGAAAAUGAGUACUCGCUAAUUAAGUGCACCUCCAGUUCUGAGAAAGAUCAGUUUCAACUCCUUUACGAGGGUGAGACUAAAGACUGGAUUAAUACUGCCGAGUUCCUGGAUGAAAAUGCAACAGAUGCUAGGAAACGAUUUGUUCUGCACACAUCGCAUAGUGCCCUUUUAUAUUUGGAAUACGAUCUAACGAGUGCAAGCUGCAAAGUUCUGGAAUUAGGACGGUGUACCGACAGUUCCAUUCUUUAUUACACUAAAUUGCACGGCAAUUGCUAUGAUCAACUGGCCAUAAUAAGCGGAAAUGCCUUUGGAGAACUAUUGGUUUGGCAAACAAUGUUGCCCAUAGAAUCUGAUACAAAAACGAAUAUGAAAACAUAUCCGUUACUAUUGCGUCUACAAGCACACAAUGGAGUCAUACAUUCCAUUGAUUUUAACUUGGAAUCACAAUUAUUGGUAACAACAUCAGAUGAUCGUUCGGUAAAGUUUUGGAACAUACAAAAAUCUGGAGACUGGACCACCGCCGAAAUUAAACCAAUAUUUAGUUGCUACGGACACACUUCACGUGUUAUGUGUGUUUCAAUUUUUAAAAGUGAUGGCAAAAUACUUGUGGCCAGCGGAGGUGAAGAUUCGUAUGUCUGCAUUUGGAGUACUUCUGGUGAAUUGUUAUUAAAACGUCGUCAACAUUUUGGAGCGCCUAUAUGGAGACUGGGUUUCAGUAAGGAUGCGAAUACCCUUUAUAGUACCAGCUCUACUGGUAAUGUAUUCGGUCAAAAUCUUAAAGAAGCCCUUGAUCGAUCCAGAAAUAUCCCUACUAUAUUAAAUAGCUUAGGCGAUGACAAUGAGUUUGUCCGAAAUCUAAAGUUUGUAAAUGAUGAGAUAAUUGUCGGUUUAAGUAGCUCAAACCUAUUGUAUUAUACCCAAAUAUUGCCAGAUUCUUCACAUACAAACAUUUGGCUUCCAGUUAAAGAGUUUCCCUCUUAUAAACGUACAGUUUUAGAGGUCUUUGAUAACAUAAUUGUCACCUGUGGUCAUAGGCGAAUAACACUGCACAGAUAUAAUCCACUUACAAAUAAUUUCGAGCAACUUUUUGAUGGCACCAGAAUGAAGGGCACCAUACGCUCAUUUCAUUUCUUAAGUAAAGAUUAUUAUCUUGUCUCUGAUAAUUUGGGUUACUGCUUAUUGCUGAAGAGCCACCAGCUUUCUAUAGAUUCUCAUAUUGCACUGUUCAAUAACCGUGAACCGUGGAUAACAGCGGCAUUGCUAAUUUCCGAAAAGUAUCUUUUGUUGGGCAAUCGUGAGGGCCAUGUCAUGCUCUACUAUCGUAGUAGUAAUGAAAACCCCUUUGAAUUAAAAGAUACAAUCAAACAUUUACACGGCAAAAUGGGUUCUAAUUUCUUUAAGUUGAUAAAUCUUAAUAAUAAUUAUGCGCAAGUUAUGAGCGGUGGUCAUGAGGAUUUCCUUAAAUAUCUUCUUGUGAAUUUAUCGGACUAUAAUCUAUAUAUUAGUCAACGAGUGAGUGUUCCCUUAGCUUGGGUUGAAGCAUCUCCUUCAGAGGACUUGAUUUUAGGUUUUAAUGACAAUCACAUUGUCGCCUGGUCCCGACAAUAUGAUAUCCUUUUGCAAUUCGCUUGUGGCGGAGGCAAUCGGUGCUGGGAUUACCGUCUGGGUGAUAAUUCACUAUGUUUAGCCUAUGUCAAGCAAAAGCAAGUGUUUUUCUUUCGGAAUUCACUCUACAGUGGAGUUGCUAAUCAAAUUAAAGACAUAAAACCAAAUACUUGGCAUACACGCAAUUGCAAUAUAAUUCGUAUUCUUGAACACAAGAAUCAAUCGUAUCCUUUUAUUCUCUCCGCUGGUGAGGAUAAUAUUAUAAAAGUCACAAAAGUACUCAAAGAUUCAUUAUCUCAAUGUGCAGAAAUGCACUCUCAUAUCUCGACUGUUCGUAGUUUACAGGUGCAUUUAUAUAAAUCGGACAAAGAAUCGAGUACUUGGCUUGUUUUUUCAGUCGGAGGAAGAUCCCAGCUCUGUAUUAAUCAACUGAAUAUAGAUAUCUCGAAUAAUUGCAACGUAACCGAAUUGGCCAGCCAUUCUUUGCAUAAUGCAGCGUCAUCUAAGACUAGUACUAUAAAAGUCCGACUUAUGGCCAUCGAUAUUGCCCAGCAUUCUAAUGGGAGCUAUUUUUCAAUAUAUGUUGCCGGUGGUGAUGGAAACAUAAGCCAUUAUAUCUGGAAUUCAGAAAAUCCCUCCCAUCUCGACUUAAAGUUCUUUGUAGAUAUAAAAAGAUGCCCACUUAGCAUACAUUGGAUUGGAAACAAAGAAAUUUUAUUAGUUUCAACAACAAAUGGUGAAGUCUACGGCUUUGAUCAGACACUGCAACAUAUCCGUGUUCAGCUAAAGCUCCAUGUGACGGGCAUAAAUACCAUAGAUAUAUAUGUUCAUAAAAAUCUGUUGCAUAUAUUAUCCGGAGGGGAUGAUGAAAAUAUCAAAUAUACAGUACUUAAUUUAGAUAAUAAUAAUGUAGAAUAUAAAACUGAAUUCCUGGGUCUUCACAAUGCCCAAGUUAAUGCUUUAGCAAUACACUGUCCCACCAAAAUUAUUGAGGGAUCUGAAAUGUUUGCCUAUACUUGCAGUAUAGACAGACAGAUAUAUAAAAUAGACCUUGGAACGCAUAAAUAUAGUCGAGUUGGAUAUACUUGCAUAGCAGAUGUUAAGGGAAUGCUUAUUGAUGAUCACCAGCGAAUGUAUUUUUAUGGAUGUGGUUUACAAAUUUUAAAUAGACAAUAAGUUUAAGUAAAUAUUAAGAUUAUUGGGACCUCAUUGUGUAUAUUUGUUGAAUAGUGUUUAACGAAACCAGAACUGCCUUAACUGUCAUUCUUAAUGUGAAAACUUGAAAAGUUUCUGCCUACGUUGCGUUCUAAAAAAAAUAAAUAAAAAAUGUCUUGCAUAA
Molecule: messenger RNA, 3171 nt
Organism: Drosophila eugracilis
Lineage: Eukaryota; Metazoa; Arthropoda; Insecta; Diptera; Drosophilidae
Product: regulator of Ty1 transposition protein 10
Exons: 3
Coding region: 36-3008 (990 amino acids)
Biological process (GO): tRNA methylation
Cellular component (GO): cytoplasm
Molecular function (GO): protein binding
Source: RefSeq, a predicted model, not a curated record